Molecule: messenger RNA, 4160 nt
Organism: Trichogramma pretiosum
Lineage: Eukaryota; Metazoa; Arthropoda; Insecta; Hymenoptera; Trichogrammatidae
Exons: 4
Coding region: 459-3605 (1048 amino acids)
Source: RefSeq, a predicted model, not a curated record
UGCGGACUUUAUAUCACUGUAUAUCUCUACGCAUAUGCGCGCAAGCUCUCGCUCCUGCCUGCGUAUUAUAUACCUUGUGGGCGUUGUAGAAACUGCUGCUGCUUAUAUAGUAUAUAUAGGGGGUGUACGCGCCUUGUCAUUGCGAGCUUAUAUGAGCCAGGCGCAGCAGCAGCAGUAGUACAAGUUAGAAGAUAUCGAGAGAGAGAGAGAGAGAGAGACCCUUUUUGACAAACGCACGGCAGUUAGUUAUGCGUGCACCUUGGCAGGCUCUGCGCUGCACGCAGCAGCAGAAGCAGAAGCAGCAGACGAGUCGUCCUGCAUUGGAUCAUCGAGCUUUUUUAGCCUCGACUGGCACUUGAAGCGUCGUAAACGCACGCCGGCAGUGUAAUACUCGUACGCACCUCGGUCACAGAGAGUCAAGGUGCACCCACCUAUAGAAAUUAGUCGCCUGAUUCGCCAUGCAGUCGACGCAACCCGAGGCCAGUGGCGCGUAUCCGAGUCGGGCGGCCGUCGCCGCGGCCAUACGCGACAGUCUCGCCGACGAGGACGACAUGAGCGACUUCGACGACGAGGUCUUCAUACGCGACGGCAAGCAGGGCAUCCUCAAGAUCGGACCCUCGGCGGCCUCGUCCAGGGGCCGCGACUACGACGACGAGGACGGGGUGAAGAGGCCGCUCAUGGCGCCCCGGCGCAAGCACAACAAGACGCGUUUCGCCGACCCCGCAGCGGGGUCUGCUGCGUCGUCGCAGGGAAGUGGCGGCGCGGGCAUGUGUGAAAGUGGCGGAACGAGCUGUCACGCGUCGCCGCUGCCCUACAGGACGCUGCUGCUCUCCUACUGCUACGUGAUCGGUGGCUUCCUGGUGCUGCUCUGCAUCAUAGGGCUGUGCGCGCUCGUAGUGGCCAAGUUCCCGGUGCCGCUGUUGGACAUCGUGAGACGUUGGAUAGCUCACGAGCCUAAACAGCAGCAGGAACAAACCGCGACGUCGGGUCCGACGUCGAGCUUGAGCGAGAAGAAUCGUCUGCCCGCGUGCACGUCGCUGGCUACGAGCCUCGUCUGGACGAGGAGUCUGCCGAAGCUUACCGCCGAGGCGCCGUUGAGGAACAACGACGUUAAUCAGGACGGAAUCGACGAUAUAAUUCUAGGCUUCGGUACCGGUCUCGACAACGGCAAAGACGAAGCGGCUCGCUACGCCUGCCAGCUGUACUUCGACCAACCGGGCCCGUGUCUCGGCGGCGUCCUCGCGAUCGACGGCAAGACCGGCGCCACGAUCUGGCAGCACUGGGCCGAGCACGCCAUCUUCGGCCUCGAUUGCGGCCUCGAUCUCAACUACGACCGUAUCAAGGACUGUCUCGCGGCGGGCCGGGGCGGUCUGCUGCGCGCCAUCAACGGCCACGACGGCGCCAGCAUCUGGGAGCUGCAGGAGUCCGCCCGCGAUCCGGGCAACAACAACGUCAUUCGACGCUCCGCGUCGGCCUACUACGACCAGUACGACGCCCGAUACGUGGCGGAUCUGGACGACGACGGCAUCGGCGACGUCGUCGCGGCGCACACCUGGCGCGAGCUCCUAGUGCCCGUAGUAGCCGCGGGUGCGGAGGCGGCGGAACAGCAGCAGCAGCAGCCGGUGGAGGAGGUGGCGCGCAGCAGCGUGGUGCUGGUCUCGGGCAAGACCGGCCUGGUGAUCAACGUGCUGGAGGUGCCGGGCGCCGAGCAGCUGUUCGUCGCGCCCCAAACGAUCGUCCAUCCGGACGGCGAGACGUACUUCGUGCUGGCGGCAAGCGGCGUCGACAUGUCCGGCGGAUUGUACGUCGUUCCGCACUCCAAACUGUUGAUGGGACAAUUCAAAUUGCAAGACUACGAGCUGUACCAUGGACCCGGUCGAGGAGUGUCGCUGCCACCGCUGCUGAUUGACAUCAAUUCGGACCAGACCGAGGACAUAAUCGUAGCCGUGUUCAAUUCCACGAUCGUGGCAAUCGACGGACUCACCUUCAAGCAGCUCUGGAACUACACCGUGCCGAAUUCCGAGGUCAUCAGUCUACCCGUGCCGGGCUACUACAACGACGACGAGAUACCCGACUUCAUGGUCAAGCACCAGAUCGGUCCGGGCUUUCCCGUGUACUACUACACGGAGGCUCAGGUGCUCGACGGCAGAACCGGAAAACCACUGCUCGAGGCGCCGAUCGUCGACACGAUGAGCGCCCAGAUGUCGGGCCUGACACUCAGCGUCGAGGGCACGGGCAACGACUGGUUCCUGCACUGGUCGGCCGAUUGUCGGGGUCGCGAGGCCGCCAAGGAGCCCUGGGCCCUGCCCAAGACCGACGACGUCGGAACGGAGCCGGCCUGGAGGCUCGACGGCGUCGAUCUCUGCGGGCCGCGCUACAACUCGAGCCUGGCACGCUCGCUGCUGGCCUUCGGUCAGCACGUGGCGCCGCCCGGUCAGCCGAUCUACAAGUCCGACGACUGGACCAAGCUCGAGUACAACAACACGGUCGAUCCGAGGAAGGAGGCGGAGGAUUACGUACGCGCUCACGGCUAUCUGAAGACGCCGAGAGGCGGCGACGCGGAGGAGGGGACGCGCGAUCGGAAUCUGCCGGUAGAGUCGGUGGCGGGUUCCUACUAUCCCAAUGGAAACGAGAGAAGCGACGACAGCGUGGACGACGAGCGAGAGCAGCAGAAAUUCUACGAGAAAGCCCUUAACGGAUGGUCCGAGUACGGCUGGAGAAACAAUCGCAAGCAGCAGCAGCAGCAACAGCCGAGCGAGGACAAUUACGACGACACGUCGUACGACGACGAGGAGGAGAAGCUGAUCGCCUCGAGGCAGCUGAACGAGAUCAGGCUGCAGAGGAGCGAGAAGAGCGACAGGAGCGGCAGAUACGUGAACAACGACACGAACGACGUGCAGAACCAGCUGGACCCGAGCAUGGACUACACGAACGGCCAGAGCAAGCUCAACAAUUACUACUCGACGCUGAAUUUUAACCGAUCGAGCAACGCCGACGACAGUCUGGACUACAUGAAUCUGCCGGACAUCGAUUUCGUGGACAACAUCAAGGAGGCCGAGGCGCUGAGCGCGAGGAAGAAGAAGCGGAGAAGACGCAACGCCGCGGCCGUGAGAAAACGUAGAGCCGCCGCGGCGGAGAGUGCCAGCGUGUACGGUGUGCAGCGACAGCCACCCACGGGCAUCAUCCUGCCCAGUCUCAACCCCAUAACCGGUCGCAAUCCCGUCGACUUGGUUUACUCGACCUACUGGCUGCCGAGCGCGAGCUCGAGUCCGGCCUUCGUGCUGCUACGGCGCGAUCUCGACUGCAUCGAGAAGAGGAGGCGCGAGAGCAAGCUGAGCGACGAGGAGGAGCGGCGUAUCGUCGCCGAGUGUCUCAGGAGUCGCGGGGUCGAGGCUCCACGUCGGGACCUGUCGUCGUCGACGUCGUCGACGUCGAAGAUUCCUCUGGGCCAGAUGACGCUGUACAGGCUGCAGCUGAGCUGCGUCUGCCCGGAGGACAUGCUGCCCGGACAGACGUGCCGGGAUAUCAGUCAGAGGCAGAGCUGGCCCCAGUACCUGGGACGGGCAGGGGCGGGAUACUUCGACUCGAGAAAGCCGAACAAGUAGACCGAUGAGGCAAGAUUUUUACGGAACUUUUUCAGUCUUCGUGGAAUAUAAAAAAUAUAUACUUAUGUAGCACUGAUACUUAAGGAUAGAAAAUUGAAUAGAUGUCGAUCCAAAGAUGUGAGAAAUCGUUUUGUACAUAAUUACUUAUGAAUCCUGCUGUAACUUUUACUUGAUAGAAAUGACUUAUAAUAUUACAUGAUGAUCGAAUGACUGCAUUUUGUCGAUUAUCGAGUGAAUGUUCUUAUAUUAUAUAAAUUUAAGCUUUUGUGUUGACUGUACAGAUUACGUUAUAUUGAUGCAUGUGAACGAAAGAAAAUAAAAAGGUAAUAUCGUUGCCUAUUAUAAUUGCUCCUAAGUAUUUUAGAAAAUACUAAUAUUAUAAAACAUCGUUGUUCAAUGUUAUGUAAAAUAAUAUAAACAAUUUUUAUGUUCUCUCUCAAUAUCGUCGAACAGUACUGAAUCCUCUACGUGCGCCAGUGGCAACGAACAAAUAAUAAUAAUAAUAAUAAACAAUUCGUACAAAACAACAAUAAAAUCAUCAUAAACAACGGUAAA